This is a messenger RNA of Eupeodes corollae, 635 nucleotides long. Its product is annotated as late cornified envelope-like proline-rich protein 1. Gene Ontology annotation, molecular function: chitin binding. The record is from RefSeq and is a predicted model, not a curated record. Gene Ontology annotation, cellular component: extracellular region. Bases 62 to 535 code for a protein of 157 amino acids. The transcript is spliced from 2 exons. NCBI's taxonomy places the organism in Eukaryota, Metazoa, Arthropoda, Insecta, Diptera, Syrphidae.
UUUGACUAUAAAACCAGCUGCUUACAUUUUUAGACAUUUAAAAAUUGUGCAUUUCAUCAACAUGUCACAUGGAAUUUUUGUGCUUUUCUUUGGUGUCCUUAUUGGAUUGACCUGUGCUGCCAAACUAAAGGAACCCACAACAGAAAAACCACAAUGUGUAGACAAUACUUUGUACGCUAAGCACGUGUGUGAAAAUCAGAAAGAUGGUGAAAAACUUUUAGUUCCUGGCUCCUGCUCCGACUACUAUUUGUGCUCGAAAGGUGUAAGCGAAAAGAAGUCUUGUUCGAAAUUCUUUGAUCCAGCAUCCAAAAAGUGUGUUUCAACAUCAAAAUGUGUUGAGGUCGAUAAUACAGACUGUGAGAUACCAACACCGCCACCAUGCGGUGUAACCCCAUCAACUCCAGCAACUUGUGAAUGCCCAGCGACUCAAGCUCCACCUACAUGUCCGGUUGUAACAUGUAUACCUCCUACAUGUCCGCCACCAGUUAAAUGCCCAGCACCAAAAAAAUGCCCACCGCCUCCAAAGUGUCCCUAAAUACUUACAAAGCGUAAUUUCAUGAUUUCUGGCAGGUUAGAAAAGGGUUAGUUCAUUUUUGAACUAACUAAAGAAGACAAAAUAAAGCAAAACAAAUCAA